Molecule: messenger RNA, 474 nt
Organism: Ogataea polymorpha
Lineage: Eukaryota; Fungi; Ascomycota; Pichiomycetes; Pichiales; Pichiaceae
Exons: 1
Coding region: 1-474 (157 amino acids)
Source: RefSeq, a predicted model, not a curated record
AUGAGCGGUUCCGAAUUUGAGCUCUCACCAGGUUGUCGCAUCCUGGACAGAUUGAUACACUUUUCUAACUGCCAUCCUUUGAGACUGGAUGAAACUGAAGGCUUAUGGGAUCUUGAAAAAAUAGUGAGCUACCAGUUUGGUCGUUUUCUGUCGACUCUGAGUUUUUUUGGAAGCAAUAGAGCAUUGAUGUCUCCCUGGACCUUACAACUGUCUCUUAAAAUUCAGCUUCAAUUUACAGGGCCUGAUACCUUUAGCUCGAAGUCGCGGAACAUGGAUGCCAUCUACAGGUACAGAGUGACGAUUCUGCUGAACUUCGCUGCGUUUCAAUUAGUCAGUCUGUCUCAGUUUAACACAUUAGUGUACGAGCACAUUAUCCAAGAUGUGGAUCUGGAAAAAUUCAAAAAGUCGGCAUACAUCCACUUAAAAUCGGUUUUGCAAUCGCUAUCGAUCAGAGUAAAGGUUAGUCCUGUGUAA